Messenger RNA from Sphaeroforma arctica JP610, 337 nucleotides. RefSeq lists its product as hypothetical. The transcript is spliced from 3 exons. NCBI's taxonomy places the organism in Eukaryota, Ichthyosporea, Ichthyophonida. The record is from RefSeq and is a predicted model, not a curated record. The annotation marks the transcript as partial.
UGAUGUGGUCGUAUCUGAGCUUUCGUCCGACAGCGAGUCCAGUGGAUCGGACCACAAGGCUCGCAGUGCUGCGAAGAAAAAGCUCCCGACGCGUAGUGCCAGAGAGUCGACAACAAACAUGGUCGAAAAAGCGGCGUCCUCUCAGCCCAAAAAGAAAAACGUAGAUCACGAUUGGGACAUCGAUCCAGAACUCUUUGGCAUCAGACGAUCUGGCCGCACACGCCAGGAUUUGUUCGUUGGCUGUUCACUUCUGCUCGUGAUCGGUGUGCGUGUUGGAGAAAUGCAGUGUGCUGCGCUGGGGGGCAUUUUGGUUGUUGUUGGUGCUCUAUUCAGAUAG